UACAGUUUUAAAAAGACUUUCUCGCGCAUUCGACGAUUUUUUUUCAUUUUUUAAAGUCAUAAUUAUCUGAUUGCACUAAUUUACGAAUAGUUUCAUUUCCGGUUACUACCAGCGUGAUUGGCGUUCAGGUUGCUGUAUUGCUGCAUCUGCUGCUGGACGAGUGCUCGUUGUAUCGUUCCCUAAUUUACUAUGAUUUAGAGUGACUGAUGGCCUUUGCCCAAUAAACCAGUACAUUCCCUGAUUAUAAUUUGAUUGUUUUAGGCUGGAGCGAUGUCCGAUCCUGUAGAAUGCUGCGUGUUGUUGUGUCCUUCGUCGGAGCAGUCACGUUCCUUGCGCAGCGUGUGUUUCUUCGAUUUCCCGCAUCCGAACGAUCCGCGCUACCCCGUCUGGAUUGAGCGCACACUCCGUCCAAAAGACUGGACUCCUUCUCCAUCCAGCAAGAUCUGCAGCAGACACUUUCGCCCAGCAGAUAUCCUAACACUGCCGCUCGCUGAUGGAUCUGGACGAACGGAGAAGCGACUGAAAUACGAUGCGCUGCCGAGUGUUUUCGAAGGCAUUCCCGAUUCCAUGCGUCCACGAACAGUUGUUGUGCCGCGCGCUGACAGCCCCGAAAUUAUUCUGCCUAGUCAGUAUUCCAAGAAGCGUUCUGUCGAUAGUUUGGACGAAAUCGGUAGUGAUACUCCGAAAGAUCCAACUGAACACGCGAAUGCUUCGGUUGAAGAUGCCGAGGCACCAUCUGAUGCACAGUCGAAUGUUUCUCAUGCGAAUCUAAAAACGCUGCCGAAUAACUUUCAAACUGCAAAUGCCGCGGACCCUGUUAGUUCGUCAUCCACGAUUCCGAGUGCUAAAAAGGCCAGACAUCUUCCGCCUCCUGUUAUCAGCAUUUCAAAACCAAUCGCAAUUCGCCCCGCUUGUUUGUUAGCCCCGAAGAUUGUCGACGGACGACUCCGCGAAGGAGAUUUCUGCUGUGUCCCGGGAUGUGAAACUACCUCGAAAAAAGGGGAUUCAGUGGGCGGAACAUUUUUUGAGUUUCUCUCGCCAGGAGACAAACGGUACGGUGCAUGGUUGCGCAUGGUGAGGUACAACGCUUCCUGGAUUCCCGAGGACCAUACCCGAAUUUGUACCGAACACUUUCCUGCAUCGGCAAUCAAGCAUUUCAUUACGAAGUCGCGUUUACAUAGUACAGCUUUCCCCACGCAGCUUUCCUGCAUGGAGUCCUUGUGCACAUUCACACCGGCCGACAUGAUGGCGGGAAAAGAAGGCUGUGCUGUGUGUGGUCUGCGUCCCCUUGCUGCCAACCGCAGUCUGAAAGCCUCGGAGAAGCUGGAAUUUUACCGGGCCCCUUCGGGCGAAAUUAGGGAGAAAUGGAUUGAUUUCUGCAAAACGCAAAGGAAUGAUAUUGACUGGACGUCCAUCUCGGAGGAAACACCGUGGUUCCUCUGUGAAAAUCAUUUUGAUGCGCAGAACAAAGCGGAAUAUGCGGCGCAGACAGCGAUUCCUUCCCUUCCGUUUUUCAUGUACGCCAGUCCAAGAUAUUUUAAAUCUACUGCCGCUCCAACAAGAGAGCAAUCCGGAAAGCAAAUCCAUAAAAAGACGAGAACCGCUCCACUUCAGCAGCUUGUUUGCUGUGUACCGGGAUGUCAUGAUUAUGAAUGGAACGAAGCGCCACCGGAGCAAGUAGCGCAUUAUCGUUUUUAUGGCAAUGGAAUGAAACGGAAUGAAUGGGUAAAUCAUAUCCGUUGUGCCAUUUCAUGGAAACCUAAAUCACUCGAUACAGUAUGCAGUCGACAUUUCUGUCCGGAUGAUUUCCUGAAGAUAACUGCCGACCAACCGGAAAAAUCCAAAAGGUUGAGAUCAAAUGUAAUACCCUCUCAGCUGGAUUGUGUUGAGAAGUACCGCGCCCCAAGGAAUACAAAUGCGCUGAUGGAAAGGGAUGGUAUUCAGACGUGCUGUGUAUGUGGGUGUUGGCGGCCAUCGGACGAGACGGACCUUAUUCCAUCUGAGCGACUGAGCUUCUUUCCUUUUCCGGAUGACGAUAUUUUACGUGAUUCAUGGGUGAUCGCUUGCCGCCAGUGGAAUCCCAGUUUGAUCGUGUCGAGUGAAUCCGUUAUUUGUGAAAAUCACUUCGUGGGAGAGGAUUUGACAUUUCUGCGAGAGGACGGUAAAGAAUCCAGAGUAGUGCUGAAAAGGAGAGCUAUCCCAAGAUUCGCAGAGCUCCCUGUACCUGUUAAGUUAAAGAAAGCCGACUCUGGCGUUAAGAGCACUGUUGGCGUUCCAGGCGCGCAAGAUGGCGCUGUUGAUGUGACGGGAGUACCGGAUGGUGGUUUUGGUGGGUUUUCGUUAUUUGAGCCGUUUGUUGAUACGGCGGAUGAUUAUGAAAGUGAAGUUGGCGUUGACAUUGGCAUAUAUGAAGAAAGAGAUGUUGUGUCGCCGGAUGAUAGUACAUGCGAUUUCGAUGCAACGGAAGACGACGAUUCGCGCAUGGAAGUUGACAAAACAGAUGCACCCGUACUGGAAGUCACAAACUCAAUACAUGUUGCUUUGAGAAUGCCGAGAGUCGCCGAAAACGGCCUUCCGGGGGAUGAGGAUCGUCCUAACGUGGGCGCUGUUCAUGACAUUUCAUCAGCACUGCCGUUUACUACAGAGGAUCCAAUGGAAGAUACUUUUACGCCCCCGCGUUGUGGCCCGGAUGACGCUCUAAUUUACUGUGACUGCUGCCACAAGCUUCUUCCCACUCCGUGCUGGCUUCACGCAGUCAGCGUCUGCGAUGAACUAGUUGUUCCGUUUUCCGUCGGCAGUUUGCCCAAAAUGCUCUACUUGGAUGUCUGCGACGAUUCGAUAACAGGAAAAGCUGUGUUCACCAAGGAAGUGAUUGGCCCUAAUACCUUGUUUGGACCGUUAAUUGCACCGCUUACGCCGGGCGAUAGUGAGAAGGCGCGGUAUUUUUGCGUGACGGACGAGCACCGCAAAUAUUACGAAAUGGAGUCGGAUUACGCGUGCAACUGGAUGAAGCAUGUCCGGUUUGCCGACAGCCUGCAAAACAGCAAUUUGCUGGUGUUCUCGCGCGGAUCGGAAGUGGUCUUCGUCACCAUCAAAACAGUCGCUCCCCGCGAAGAACUGAAGGUGUGGUAUUCCAAGCAGUACUUGGAAAUGGUAGAACCGCAUGGAAAAGCUGAUGUUGAAGAUGUAAAACUGGAAAUGGAUGAAGUUGGUGGAAUCUCUUCGCCAUGCGAUGAUUAUACCGAAAGGGAACCCGCACUAGGAAGUGCACAAGCGACACUGAGUGGCUCAUCAGUUGAAGCUAUUUGCAUGUCACAUUUGCCGAUAGAAAGCGGAACAUUGUCGCCAGCGGCUGUAUCUGUAGAUGGUGAUUAUCGGCAGACGGACGAAUGUCGGUCGAAUACACCGCGCACCAGGAAAACGCGAAACGUUUCCACGAGCCAUAUCUGCUCGGAGUGCAAAGUUAGGUUUCGCAGUGAGAAUAUGUUGCGUUUGCACCAGUUCAGUCACACGGGCUACGAUGAUCUGUCUGAACAAGAGUGUCCUGAAUGUUCGAAACAUUUUGACGAUUUUCCCGCUUUACUGAAGCAUGUUGACGAACACGGAACAGCGCUGGUGCAAUGCCCGGUCUGCAAUGAGACCUGCAGUUUAACCUCCGUUCUUAACCAUCUCCACCGCUACCAUCGCGGAGUCAGUAUAAAAAAGAUAGAUCUGAGGCCUGUGAAUUGCGAUAAGUGUGGUUUGCGAUUUACCAAUAAUUUCCUCUGUCGUCUACACCAGCGGGGUCACCAGGACCAGGAGUGUAUCGACAGCAUAAUUAUCACACGAAGAUGUCCGGAAUGUGGUGAGAUGUUCGAAAGCCUGGAUAAAUUAGCAGAGCAUGUGAGCACGCACGGAUCACGCACGCAAAAGUGUCCGGUCUGCAACGGUUGUUACUCGUGGUUGAAGGAACAUAUCGCACACCAUCAUCCACAGUAUUUGGGCGAAAUGGGUUACCCGGAAUGUGGGAAGAAAUCCUCGCAAAAAUCUCACCUGCGGGGCCAUCAGCCCAUGGCAUCCUCUGAUAGUUCGACGUGUGAGGAGUGCGGUUUACAAUUUCCGAAAGAUAGUUUAUAUGUCCUGCACAAGAGCAGCCAUGAGGCUGCAUCGUGUCACGCUCUCGCCGGCGCGCAAAGAUGUCCCGAAUGCGAUAAAGAGUGUGACGGAAUGGAUAGAUUGCAUGAACAUAUUGUCACGCAUGCAGUAGCAGCGGAGAAAUGCCCCCAGUGCAUCCACUGGUUCCCCCGUCACCGUUUGCGCACCCACAUUAAGCGUCAACAUUCUGCGCGAGCGCCUGAUCCUGUUCUGCAAGAGGAAGAGUCGAAUGACGACACAGUUGCUGACGGUGCAUUCCGGGUGCGUUUCAGGAACACCACAUGUGCUCAGUGUGGUUUGCGUUUCAGCACUGAUUUCUUGUACCGCAUCCACGAGUAUGAGCAUGGAAGCAAAGAAUUAGCGGAAGACCUACGAAGCACAACUGCUUGCGCUGAAUGCGCGGAAGAAUUUGAAGAUUUCGACGCACUGGUGAAGCACGUCAGGAUUCACGGCCGGCAGACGGAGGAAUGCCCGGUUUGUAAGCGACGUUAUCAUCGAUUAAUCGGCCAUAUUUGGCGUCAUCAAAGGGUCGAUCCGGGAAAGAAGUGCGGGGACAAUCCGUAUCGGUGUGGAGAAUGCGGGAAGGAAUUCGCGUCAGCUGCCUCUUUGGCUUCUCAUGUCAAUAGUCACCUCUUUAAAGCCGCACUGAUCGCUCGUACAUGUGACGAGUGCGGUCUGCGAUUCAAAACCGAUAUCGUGUGCCGAUUGCAUAAGCUGCAGCACGGAAAUGCAGAAUCAACGGAGCCGAUGGGUGGCACCCGAGAAUGUCCUGAAUGUCAUCUGAACCUGGAAAAUGUGGAGGAUUGGACUGCACAUAUCAACCAGCACGGGAAAGCAACGAAAAAAUGCCCCAAGUGCGGGGACUGGUAUGCUGCUUUGGCUGCCCACAUCCGACAUGAUCAUCAGGAUGAUCGCCAUCAGAUGCUGGGAAUAACGGAACAUAACAACGAUAACGGUGGCCCAGAUGAAAACUAUGUAAAUGGGGCGUACAGAUGUCCCAAAUGCAGCAAAGUGUUCCCUUCGAAGCGUACUUUGGCGGGGCAUAUUCCGUAUCACCGAGCUCACGAAGGGAGAUACAGCAGUUUAACUUGCAGCGAGUGCGGUCUGAGAUUCAACAGCGAGCUGCUAUGCCGACUGCAUGAGGGCAUCACGGGAAUGCCGAAGUGUCAGAGGUCAUUCGUGACACCCGAGAAUGUCCGGGGUGAUGGAAUUUUCGAAGAACUGGAUGAAUUGGUGGCACAUGUUGCCGGACAUGGUAAACCGACCGAAAAGUGUCCGGUAUGCGGAGGAUGGUUCGGUGCGUUGAAAUAUCACACUAGACAGGUUCAUCCGGAUUAUUAUUAUAAAGUGCUUGGCCAAGAGGAAGCUGACAAUGGAAAUGAUCGCCCGGAUGCUGGAGACGUCUUGAACGAACCAUAUAAAUGUCCAAAAUGCGGCAAAGAGUUCACCUCACGAAGUGAUUCGAUGAUGCAUAUUGCGAGGCAUCGAGCUAGCGAAAGACUAUACGAGAAUCUGACAUGCAGCGAUUGCGGUCUGCGAUUUGACAGCGAAGCUCUGUGUAAUCUACAUCGGAUGCAGCAUACGGAAGAAUUGAGCGAUCAUCGAAUAGAUGUUAAUGACUGUCCGCAUUGCGGUGAAUCCUUCCAACAAGUCACGAAAUUGUUGGAGCAUGUGGCGUCGCAUGGAAAACGCACGGACAAGUGCCCGGUAUGCGGCCGAUGGUAUGCCGCGCUAAAGGAUCACAUCCGCCGUGAUCAUCAGGAGCGUUUCGCGGAGUUUGUCGCCCAAACAAAGGCACAACGGUAUAGCGACGCGUUGUAUCUGUACAACUCCGUGACAUGUAGUGAGUGCGGACUGCGAUUUGGAAAUGUGUUGCUGUGUCGGCUGCAUACACUGCAGCACAGCAGCGAUGGAUACAGCGAUGGAGAGUUGAACAACAUCAAAUCGUGUCCCGAAUGUGAAGAAGAAUUCCCUGAAUUAGAGCUGCUGGUCAGUCACGUUAGCGCGCAUGGCAAAGCGACCAGCAAAUGCUCGGUGUGCAGUCGAUGGUUCAGUUGUCUCCGAGUACACAUGUCGCACGAACAUCCGGAGUAUUUUCUGGAAAAAGAUGUGGCGCAAUUAAACUGUUCCAGCACAAAAGUCGUAUCCGAUGAAUCCAAUCGAAAAGAGCAUUCGAAGAAGAGCUACCGUUGUCCGAAAUGUGGGAGAGGUUUUGAGAAAUGCGGUGCUUUCAAGCAGCAUGUGCAGGUUCAUUGCACGAAAGCCUCAUCCGGCAGUGCCACUUGCGACAUGUGCGGUUUACGGUUUAUGAAUGAACAGCUGUGUGAGCUGCAUGAAAUCAGUCACGGAUUAUUUAGCAAAAAUCUGCAAAGCACGGGAAAAUGCCCGGAGUGUGGUGAGACUUUUCAGCAGCUGCAGGCGCUGGCGGAACAUGUUGGCACGCACGGAGUGCAGACGGAGAAAUGUCCAAUAUGCAACAAGUGGUUCGCUUCACUGCGUCGUCAUGCGCGACAAUGUUUUCAUCAUGCCGAUCACAAUGACCGCCCCGAAUCUUCUGAUCAUGCGUCCGCAUCUCAGAAGAAAACCGCUGUAUGUGUGCAAUGCGGGAAGGAUUUUCGUUCGCGUGCCGGUUUGCAGGCGCACAUGAAGACUGAUCACGCGGCACUGAAAUGCGUGAUUUGUGACGAAGUGUUUGGGAAUGAUGGUGAUCUGCUGCAGCAUCUCCUCGAUCACAGCCCCAAAAAAGAACUUAAAUGUGAAAUCUGCCAGAAAACAUUCCAGUCGCCGCGCAUCUUUGCUUCGCAUGUCAGAGAGCAUGAAAGUGGAAAAUUAUCUCAGUCCGUUGCGGAAGAACCCGCGCCUAAUGAGUGCUUGCUAUGCUGGAAGUCGUUUGCAGAUUCCCUGGAGCUGAAUCAGCACGUGAAGAAGCACAACGUUAACGGUGGCUUUGAAUGCGCAAUGUGUGACGCGAAGUUUCCCUUCUAUCGUUUAUUAUCCCGUCAUGUGAUGGAGGAGCAGCAUUUGCGUCCGAAAACCGGCAUCCCUUGCAGCGUAUGCCAUGAAAAGCUCCCCGACGAAAACGCUUUACAGCUGCAUUUAAUUACUCAUCGCGAUGCAGAGUUGGUUGUCAAGUGUGGUCAGUGCACGGAACGUUUCCCUUGCAACGACGAUCUCGACGUGCAUAUUGCAGCCACGCAUGCUUCAGCGGUUGUGGAGGGCUCCGUGAUGGAAGUAGAUGAGGAGAUGGGUCGGAAAUGUUGGCGGGAAAUGAUGGGAGAAUUGACAGACGGCAGCGCUGACUGAAUAGGCAGCAGAACUGUCACGUCCUCAGUUGUUGUUGAUGGGACGGUGAUUGGGACCUGUUAACGGCUUUCGUUUGAAAUCUGAUAAGUAUUGAUAUUUCAUUGUUAUCGGCUUGUGGUUUGGUAUUGUUGUUUAUUUUCUUUAUGAGGCGGGUACAUGAUUGACCAUUGCCAUGAUUGCAUAAACGGGUUAUUGAUGAGAACCUUUCUCCAGUUGGAGCUGCAUGUGUUUUUAAUCAGUUAGCGGCUCGUUUGGGAUAGGUUUGGGCGCGAAUUAAGGAUUCUUGU
This is a messenger RNA of Paramacrobiotus metropolitanus, 7724 nucleotides long. RefSeq lists its product as uncharacterized. The record is from RefSeq and is a predicted model, not a curated record. Gene Ontology annotation, molecular function: RNA polymerase II transcription regulatory region sequence-specific DNA binding; DNA-binding transcription factor activity, RNA polymerase II-specific. NCBI's taxonomy places the organism in Eukaryota, Metazoa, Tardigrada, Eutardigrada, Parachela, Macrobiotidae. Gene Ontology annotation, cellular component: nucleus. Gene Ontology annotation, biological process: regulation of transcription by RNA polymerase II.